GGAGCUACGGGCGAUCGCGGAGCUACGGGCGAUCGCGGAGCUACGGGCGAUCCCGGCGUGCGCAGGAGCUCUGACCCCGUCCCCGAGGAGGUCGAGGAGUGGCAUGGCGGCUGUAGGCCCUGGGGGAGGCAUGGGGUCUGAGGCCGGGAAAGCUCCAGCGGCGCAGCGCAUUGACCCGGCUCGAGAAAAACUGAGCCCGGCCCAGCUGCACUUCAUGAGGCAGGUGGAGCUUGCCCAGUGGCAGAAAACGCUUCCGCAGCGGCGGGGCCGGAACAUCCUGACCGGCCUGAGCAUCGGGGCCCUGGUGGUGGCCAUUUAUGGCUAUACAUUCUACUCAGUGGCCCAGGAGCGGUUUCUGGAUGAUUUGGAAGAUAAAGCCAAAGCUGCUAGAGUGAAAAUUGCUGGGGACAACAGCUCCUAAACUCCAAAUGGGUGCUCAAACAUCAUCCUGGAUGGAACUUCUUCAAAAUGAGGAUGGAUGCCUCCACAUUUCCCCUCCCUUCCAAGAAAAAGAUUCCUAUGGGAUAAGGAGUGUUUUGACUAUCCUGACUGGGGGGUGUUGUUUCAUUGUGGAGUUUCCCUCUACUUUGGGAAUUGUGUAUCCAGCCAAUUUAAUGAGAAUGCCCCACUACCCCCCCAAAAAAAAAUUGAGCCUUUGUCCCAAUUGAGAGGAGGCAUAUCUAGGUUGUCCCCAUUUUUUUGAGUAGCACCUUAUUCAUGUCUUCAUAGCUACUUCUGACCCAAGAUUUAAAGUCAUUGUUGGGGGUGCAAGUAUGGUACCCCUUCUAUUUGUUGGAACUUGAUAUGCCAUGAAAGGUGGUCAAGUUGAGGGCUGAUUCACAAUAAAUCGAAUCAUCUGUUCUAGA
This is a messenger RNA of Gracilinanus agilis (Agile Gracile Mouse Opossum), 866 nucleotides long. RefSeq names its product cytochrome c oxidase assembly factor 3 homolog, mitochondrial. Gene Ontology annotation, biological process: mitochondrial respiratory chain complex IV assembly. NCBI's taxonomy places the organism in Eukaryota, Metazoa, Chordata, Mammalia, Didelphimorphia, Didelphidae. Gene Ontology annotation, cellular component: mitochondrial inner membrane. The record is from RefSeq and is a predicted model, not a curated record. The transcript is spliced from 2 exons. The coding region runs from base 104 to 421 and encodes 105 amino acids.